Indicator indicator is the source of this 1007-nucleotide messenger RNA. It is a transcript of the gene SMIM19, whose product is annotated as small integral membrane protein 19. Bases 1 to 357 code for a protein of 118 amino acids. The record is from RefSeq and is a predicted model, not a curated record. The transcript is spliced from 3 exons. Lineage: Eukaryota; Metazoa; Chordata; Aves; Piciformes; Indicatoridae.
AUGGCGGCGGCGGCCGUGGCCGCGGGGGCAGGUGGCGGCUCGGCGGCGCUGGGUGACAGCGGAGCCAUCGACUACUCGGUGCACGAGGCGUGGAACGAGGCCACCAACGUCUACCUGCUGGUGGUGUUGGCCAGCCUCGCCCUCCUGGUCUACGCCCGGCGGAACAAGAGAAGGAUCAUGCGCAUCUUCACCCUGCCCCCGGCCGCCGAGACGCCGCCUGAGCCCAACUUCUAUGACAGCAUGAAAAAGAUCCGCCUGCGGCAGCAGCUGGAGAUGUACUCCAUCGCAAGGAAGUAUGAGCAGCAGCAGCAGCAACCACCAAAACAGACUGAAAGUGUGCAGCUCUCAGUGGAGUGAAUCCCACACUUGUAGGACUUCAGGAUGUAUUUCCAGUGCUGAUGGCAAGAGUCAGUGUGGAGUGAUUGUCACUGCCUCUUAAUCCAUGCAUAGCUGAAGGCAAGAGGCAAAAGAAGGGGACUUAUCUAAAAUCUUUGUUCUUGGCAGCUUUUCUCUGAGACCCAUGAAAUAAGUGUGGGUGCCUCCUGAAAUAUUCAGCAUGAAAGUAUCAAACACAGGGCACAGCUGCUCAGAGAAGCCUCUGAGGGUAAAGAAAUACCCUCUAAACAGUGUUUUAAUUUAUUUUUUCUGCCAGCAUCUUGGAAAUCAGCUCCUACCUUCUCUGGUAAUGACACCCUAGAGAAAGCAGGGCGGUACUUAACUGCCUGGAAGCUAUUUUGUUCCUUGCAUAAACAAUACUGUGAACAGUUCCUAGAUCAGCUUGCAGAACAGAGAAGUACACAGUGCUGUGAACUGCAUGUCUUGAAGACACUUAAAGCCAAUACCAUGUUCAUAGCAAAGGUGGUUAGCUUGAUUUAGCCAAAAUGCUUUAAAGAAUGGGAUUGUGGGUAAAAAAGUGCAUAAACAUCACACCCCAGUUAUUUUUUUUCCCUAGGUAAAUCACAAAUUUGAAAAAUACUGAAAAAAUUGCUUCUUAAUAAAAGCAUCUA